UAUGGACGACAAACUUGACAUGACAGAAAUUGAAAAAUUUGACAGAUCAAAACUGAAUAAAAUUAUUACCACAGAAAAAAAUACGCUUCCAUCGAAGGAAACCAUCCAACAAGAGAAGAAGUGUGAUAAGAAGACCACAAACUGAAGGUCACAUUUGAAGAAUAAAUGUCAACAUUGCCAAGCAA
Molecule: messenger RNA, 185 nt
Organism: Myodes glareolus (Bank vole)
Lineage: Eukaryota; Metazoa; Chordata; Mammalia; Rodentia; Cricetidae
Source: RefSeq, a predicted model, not a curated record